UUUGAUUCCUCAAUGCCGCAACUCUUCUGUCUUAGCGGCUCUGGUUUUCACAAGUCACGAUUGGUGUCAGUACAAUAUAGAACCGGAAUCUGUGGGUGUUGGCUCUUAGCAGCAUGGGCAUCAAAGUAGCUGUUGGCUGCACUGUGUCAUUCAUCUUACUGGAUGUUGUCAUCACCACCGUCCUAUACACGCAUGGAUCAGACGUGAUUAUAUUUAAAACAGAUGCCCUGGACUUUAGCAUCUUCAAGUCAGCAUUGGACCUCUGGGGGAUGGUGCUGCUUCGAGGCUCCCUCCUCUUGGGAGCCUCCAUAGGGGUCUCAUGGAACAAGGAGGAUGGUCCACUGAGGGUCACUUCGCUCACCAACCUCAUUCUACUCGUCUGCCUGAUUGUCAUCAUAUAUGCCCUGUCCAAGCUGCUGAUACUGUCUGAGCUGGAGCCUCUGACUCAUCAGCCCUGGCUCCUCAGCCUGAUAUGCUGGACUUGUGCCUCCUCUCUGGGUGUAAUGCUACUCUGGAGGCUGCUGGAAAAGGAGUCCAACUCCGUGAGCAACAGCAGUGGAGGAAGACGAGUGGGCUCUGAGGACACAGAGAAGCUGCUGGGGACAGCUGGUGAGGAGGAACAGGAGGUGGGGUGUGAGAGGAACAAGAAGACGGAGGAGGAGGGAAACCCGGAGAAGAAGAAGACCAGUUCUGGGGCUACACUAGGACGUCUGCUAACUUAUUGCAGAAAGGAUGCUGGGCUGCUGUUUACGGCUGCCCUCUUUCUCCUCAUCUCGUCUGUGUGUGAUGCCUUCAUACCAUACUACUAUGGCAAGGCCAUAGACAGCAUUAUGGGUCACCAGAGCAAGGAGGACUUUGUUAAAUCUGUGAUCAUAGUGACAUUAUUGGCAAUAGCCAGUUCAUUUGCAGUGGGAUUGCGGGGAGGAGCUUUCACCCUGACAUUUGCUAGAUUAAACCUUCGGCUCAGGAACAAUCUCUUCAGAACUUUGAUGAGGCAGGAAAUUGCCUUUUUUGAUGAAAACCAUACAGGUGACAUCAUGUCACGUCUGUCAGCUGACACCACCCAAGUGAGUGACCUCAUCUCUGAGAAUAUCAACAUCUUCCUGAGUGGUGCCAUCAAGAGUGUUGGCGUCCUCGUCUUCAUGUUUGGGAUGUCAUGGAAGCUCACCCUGGUCACCUUAAUGGGAUUCCCUUUCAUUGCCCUCAUUUCUAACCUUUAUGGCAAAUACUACAAGUAAAAUAUCUCUCUCUCUCUCUCUCUCUCUCUCUCUCUCUCUCUCUCUCUCUUUGCUCUUGCACAGGCCAAUAAAGUUGCAGAAGAAACCUUUUCAGCCAUGAGGACAGUACGGAGCUUUGCCAAUGAGCGUGGAGAGGCCGAGUCCUACUACACCAAGCUCUUAAUCAUGUUCGAUCUCAACAAGAAACAAGCUCUGGCCUUUGCAUGCUACAUGUGGUCCAGUUGUAUGUCAGAGCUUGUUCUAGAGGUUGCUAUCCUCUAUUAUGUCUGCUACCUUGUAGGGACCAAUCAGAUGAGUAGCGGUUCCUUGAUAGCUUUUUUCAUUUACAUACUUGAGCUGGGAGAAAGUUUUCAGAACAUUGCAUCAGUGUACACAGGUCUCAUGCAGGGAGUUGGAGCUGCUGAGAAGGUGUUCGAGUAUCUGGACAGAAAACCCAAACACCCAGCUGAUGGCACAGAAGCUCCAGACACAUGCACUGGUCUGGUUGAAUUUAAAGACAUCACGUUUGCCUAUCCAACACGCCCUGAGAUUGAUGUUCUUAAGGGUGUGUCCUUCACCCUGCGGCCUGGAGAGGUCACAGCUCUUGUGGGACCUUCAGGCAGUGGGAAGAGCUCCUGUGUGAGUCUGCUUGAAAAUUUCUACCUUCCUCAGCACGGUCAGGUGCUGCUGGAUGGAAAGCCUGUACAGACUUUCCAGCACGACUACCUCCACUCCAAGCUAGCUCUUGUGGGCCAAGAGCCUGUGCUGUUUGCCCGGACGGUCCAGGAGAAUAUCACCUAUGGCCUGACUGAUGUCCCCACGGAUGCUGUAGUGCAGGCUGCCACCAAGGCUAACGCUCAUGACUUUAUCACCGCCCUCCCUGACAGCUAUGAGACAAAUGUUGGAGAGAAAGGCAUCCAGUUGUCAGGGGGGCAGAAACAAAGGGUAGCAAUUGCAAGAGCUCUCAUCCGCAACCCGCGUGUUCUUAUCCUGGAUGAGGCAACCAGCGCUCUGGAUGCAGAUAGUGAACACACUGUAUGUUCAGCAAUCAUGCAGGAGCACACAGUGUUGGUGAUCGCCCAUCGGCUCAGCACGGUGGAGAAGGCACACAACAUCAUAGUGAUCAACAAGGGCUGUGUGGCCGAACAGGGGUCUCACAGUCAGCUGAUGGGCAGUGGGGGGCUCUACUGCAAGCUGGUGCAGAGGCAGAUCCUGGGCAUCGAGACAGGGUCAGAGGUCCUCAACACAUCUGAAAGCUUCAGCGGGAAGUCUGAUGGACGGUGUCAAAAGAAAAGACGAAGCAGCAGCAGUAGCGGCUCUGAGUGCAGUGCUCGCUACUGAGAAUGAACUGCAGUGUGUGGACAUUGGAUUAGAUUGUUGCUCAAACCAUAUAUACUGUAUAAGCUACAUAUUUUGUGCAGCUAUUGAGUGGUUUACAUAAAAUUUAGACCACAGGAUCCUCAAAACCUCAAACUUUGAUACUGUAUAUUUUAAUGAGAAAGAUGUCAUUAAGAUGUCAGAAUCAGUUCAGGUGAAGGUCUGCCUAUGAGUCUAGUUAUACAUAUAGCUUAUGAUCAAGUUAUAUAGAGUUGAACAUAUCAGAAGGGGUUGGCAUUGACACUGGAGUUAAAACUUGAAUGAAUGUGCAAUGUGAUCACUAGCUGAUGUACUACAUAAGAUGGAGCAUCUUUAUAUGGAUUUUUGUUUUAUUCAAAUCUUCCUCAGGAUUUGUUUAUGCUUUUUAAUUGAUUUUACAGUGGCAGGUAUGGAAAAUGCUUGGUGUUUCUUAUCCAGGCUGUUCAGUUAUAUAAUUUCGUAACUGAUAAUUCCAGGGUUAAGCAGUGUAUUAACGACGAAGAAAUGAGAGGUGCCUUUGUCUGUGGACCUUCAUGCACUAUAGAGAUUUAUGAUUGUUAUUGGUUUAACUGUCUUGAAAAUGUAAAGACCAAAGCUGAAAUGCCCUAGAACAACCUGUGAUAUAUUAUUCAUGAUUAUAUUUAAUACAAUCUUAUUGCCACAAAAUGUUAUU
Molecule: messenger RNA, 3246 nt
Organism: Monopterus albus (swamp eel)
Lineage: Eukaryota; Metazoa; Chordata; Actinopteri; Synbranchiformes; Synbranchidae
Gene: abcb9
Product: ATP-binding cassette, sub-family B (MDR/TAP), member 9
Exons: 12
Biological process (GO): transmembrane transport
Cellular component (GO): membrane
Molecular function (GO): ATP hydrolysis activity; ATP binding; ABC-type oligopeptide transporter activity
Source: RefSeq, a predicted model, not a curated record